AUGAACUACGAGCCACCCAUGGACAUGAUCGAUAUCGACCCCAUGGAACACCUCGGAAUAAGGAUGGAUGCAUUCUCAGUCCCCCAGAUUCCGUUUUCCUCUGAGCCUUGGCCAUUUCCCGUAGGGUCGCCGAUUCUCAGUCCAUCUAUUGUACUGGAUCCCAUAUUUCUUGCGCUUGGCAAUGAGGGUGACAGCGAACUUGACCGCAUUGACAGCGCUGCCGAGCAAACAACAACACAAAUGCACCAGCCCACCAAUGCCUCGAAAAUGAUUGCCACGGAGACACUGGUGUCCAUCUCCGGUGGAGCUCUCGGAGGCCUCAUCGAUGAAACUGUUGGAACCUGCAGGGCGACGACCGCUGAGAUAGGACUAAAUCGGCACUUUACGCCGUCUACCGGCGGCUGCGAUGCUGAACUUCAAGUUGGCGCCGCGGCUGAGCCGGGUGUCUACUCGACCAGACAAGUUGGGGUUGCCAAGAUCCGAAUUGCAUUAUUGUUGAUCUCCAGGCUGCAUGAUGCUUGCGAAUCCGAAACCUGGGUGUCAUUCUCAACGACAGAGCCCGAGGAGCCUGAGGACCAUGCUGAGGGUCAGGAGACAAUGCCGACCCAGGCGAUGGAGUGA
Molecule: messenger RNA, 621 nt
Organism: Parathielavia appendiculata
Lineage: Eukaryota; Fungi; Ascomycota; Sordariomycetes; Sordariales; Chaetomiaceae
Exons: 4
Coding region: 1-621 (206 amino acids)
Source: RefSeq, a predicted model, not a curated record